Molecule: messenger RNA, 1992 nt
Organism: Danio rerio (zebrafish)
Lineage: Eukaryota; Metazoa; Chordata; Actinopteri; Cypriniformes; Danionidae
Gene: ttc4
Product: tetratricopeptide repeat domain 4
Cellular component (GO): cytoplasm
Molecular function (GO): actin binding; Hsp90 protein binding
Source: RefSeq, marked validated
AUCUUUGCUACGGUUUGUACAGUUUUAUCCUAUUUUACGUUUAAUGUUUAGUUCCUCUACAAUUGCGAUCUGAACGCGGUGACGUAGUGAGAUACGUCAAGAACUACCUGGGAUACACUUCAGAAUAAAUUUAAGGAGAUAACAUGGCUGCACCAACGCAAGGGGAAGACAGCGACGAUGGCAUGGACGAAUUUAUGGAGAAGUUUAAAACACAGAAAUACCAUAAUGCGUUCAACGAAAGCAACUGGGAGGAGGAGUUUGAAAAAGUUCCCAUGUUCAUGAAGACAGCGCCAGAAAACAUUGACCCAGAGAAACACCCUGAUCUCGCCUGUAUCCAGCAUAUUAUCCACGAUGAUGACAGAACUCCUGAAGAGAAAGCCAGAAGUCUCAAGGAUGAGGGGAAUGAAUACUUCAAGGAGAAGAAGUACAAGAAAGCUGUUGUUUCCUACACAGAAGGAUUGAAAACGAGCUGUGUGAAUCCUGAACUCAAUGCCGUUUUGUACACCAACCGUGCAGCUGCACAUUUCCAUUUAGGAAAUAUGCGUUCGGCUUUAAAUGAUGCCACAGCUGCAAAAAAAUUGAAGCCAGACCACAAUAAAGCCAUUAUAAGAGGAGCACAGUGCUUGCUGGAGCUGCGUAAUUACGCUGGAGCGUUACAGUGGUGUGAUGAAGGUCUAAAGUUGUUUCCCACUGACAAGAAACUACAGGAGCUGAGAGCCACAGCUGAUAAACAGAAGAGAGAAGCUGACAGAGAUGCCAGGAAGGCGAAGGUUAAAGCGAAGAAGCAGCAGAAUGAGAAAGAAGCAUUGUUAGCUGCCAUUAAGGAGCGAGGAAUUAAACUCCUGAAGACAGAAAAGCCUCCUCACAGGGCUUCAGACAGCGAGGAUGAGGAUAGAGAUGAAGACACCUCUAGGGCUCUGGCUGAUCUUCAGCUUGAUGGAAUCAGCUCACAGGAGGCAACAGGCGCUCGGGUUUAUAUGGAUGAACAGGGUGUCCUUCACUGGCCAGUGAUGUUCCUUUAUCCUGAGCACAGCCAGACAGACUUCAUUUCUGCUUUCUCAGAGAACGCCAGCUUCAUAGAUCAUUUGGCGGUGAUGUUUGGUGAAGAGCUUCCUCCCUGGGAUAUAGACCAAAAAUAUCAGCCACAGAAUCUGCAGAUGUUCUUUGAAGAUCCUGAAAAAGGAAACCUUUAUCAAGUUGAUCUUCAAGAGUCACUUCUUAGAGUUCUACAGCACCAAAGGUGCUCGGUGAAGGCAGGAACUCCUAGUUUCAUUGUGCUGGUAUCAGAAUCUCCGUUUUCUAGGCAGUUCUUAUCAGGAAAAAAGGUGCAGAGAUUAAAAUUAUUGAAAUGAUCUGGAAUGACCUUAAAAGUCUUUAAAUGCCUUUGUCAUUAUUCAACCUACUACUAUAAAAAAACAUUGCUGCUCUCACACCUCUUAAGAAAACUCCCCCUUGAACUUUGAGGUGCAGUUCUUCUCCUCCAUAUCAGUGAUUUAUUCUUAUUAAAAAUGUUCCACCAAUUUUCUAUUACUGUAAUGUCAACCGAAUCACUGAUUGAGAUCAGCUAAACUUUGCAGUACUUUUGAUGGAUGACAAUGCAUGGCAGUUUUUUUUUUUUCAACAUGUUAGUAUUUUACUGAAGUAUUUACCAUUUUUACUAUGGCACUCUGGAUUUACAGCAAUAGCCCACCACCGAAAAAAAAGACAUUUCUGUCAUCAUUAAUCCUACAAACUUUGCUUUGUAGAACAAAAAGAAAGAUUUUUUAAGAUUGUUAACUUUUUGUUAGUUCUACAGAAGGCUUACAGUUUUGAAAUAUUGUAAAGGUAAACUAUCAUAAAAUUUCCACCAAAUUAUCAUGUUUUUGGGUGGAGAUUUUUUUUGUUGCUACAUUUCUUCUUAUGGUCACUUGUUAGACCUAAUUAUGUUAAAAGCAACACAUUUUUACACUGUGAUAUAGUUUUCAUGCAAUUUCAAUAAACCAUUUGCACCCG